GUCCUCUUUACAUCCCCGUAGCUUGCUGCUCCGGUGAUAGCUCCCCGCUGCUUACAGCCAUCUUUAAAAGAAGACAUGUCAGUGUUCUGUGAGGUCCCGCUUGCAGCCCCCGUGGCUGUCUUUAAACUAACGCAGGACUUCAAUAACGACCCGUUUCCAAAUAAGGUGAACCUCGGGGUGGGAGCGUACAGGACGGAUGAGGGCAAGCCGUGGGUUUUGCCGGUGGUGAAGAAGGUGGAGAAGAUCAUCGUGCACGACGACAGGCUAAACCACGAGUACCUGCCCAUCCUGGGCCUCGCCGAGUUCACAUCGUCCUCCUCCAAGAUCGUGUUGGGGGACGACAGUCCCGCCAUCCGGGAGAACAGGGUGGGCGGUGUCCAGUGUCUCGGUGGUACCGGCGCUUUGAAGAUUGGCGCAGAGUUCCUGAGGCGAUUCUACAAUGGGAGCAACAACACAAAAACACCCGUCUACGUGUCCGCACCUACUUGGGAAAAUCACAAUGCCGUGUUCAGCAGUGCCGGGUUUGAGGACGUGCGCCCGUACAAAUACUGGGACGCAGAGAAGAGAGGACUCGAUUUGUCCGGUUUCCUCAGGGACUUGGAAAGUUGUCCGGAGCACUCCGUCUUUGUCCUGCAUGCCUGUGCCCACAAUCCCACGGGAACCGACCCCACACAGGAGCAAUGGAAGCAGAUAGCUGAAGUCAUGAUGAGGCGAAAGCUGUUUGCGUUUUUCGACUCGGCCUAUCAGGGGUUUGCCUCUGGUAACCUUGAGAAGGACGCUUGGGCUGUCCGCUACUUUGUCUCUAAGGGCGUCGAAAUGUUCUGUGCUCAGUCUUUCUCAAAAAACUUCGGACUCUACAAUGAGCGCGUGGGCAACCUGACAAUCGUGGCGCGGGAUGCAGAAAACCUGAAGAGAGUUCUCUCCCAGAUGGAGAAGAUUGUGAGGACCACCUGGUCCAACCCGCCGUCUCAGGGAGCUCGCAUUGUUGCGGUGACGCUUAGCUCCCCAGAGCUGUUUUCAGAAUGGAAGGACAAUGUGAAGACGAUGGCGGACCGAGUCUUACUGAUGAGGGCCCAGCUUAAAGCCAAGCUCCAGUCUCUGGGAACGCCGGGGACCUGGGACCACAUCACAGACCAGAUCGGCAUGUUCAGCUUCACAGGCCUCAACCCCAACCAAGUGGAGUAUAUGGUGAAGGAGAAACACGUCUAUUUGAUGGCCAGCGGCCGCAUCAACAUGUGCGGCUUGACCAGCAAGAACAUCGACUACGUGGCCGAGUCCAUCCAUGAGGCUGUUACCAAGGUGCAGUAGGGUAGUCUCCCAGCUGUCACCGCUUCCUGCAGCCCCACCCCGAGGAGCUGACUCCACUUUUUCCCCACAGAUUUGCUUAUUCGCACAUAUUCACCCAUGGCUUUCCUGGAUUUUAAUUCCCUGCGUUAGGAUAGGUUACACACAUCCUGAGCCGGGAUGUUGCUUUGCUUUGCAGACAUUUUUUUUUUUUUUCAUGCACCAAACUGAUGUCAUAGAUCAGGGUCUUUGUUCCAUCAUGUUCAUUUUGUUGUUUGUUUUUAUGUCAUUAGAAAAGUCUUGAAAAGAGGGAUAACUUGUCUUUCGUUUUGUUGCAAAUUCCUAAGAAUCGUCUUCACCAAUGUUGGAAAAGUUAAAAGCAAUACAACAGAGCAGCAUUACCAAGGACCAAUUUACCUUAUGAUCCAGCUAUUGUGAAUGACUGAUCUAAAAAUGAUUCUGAAUGAAAUGCAAACUGUUGUUCUCAGGAAUGUAUUUCCCCUUUACCCGUGUCAUUUAUUGUUAACCUGUGCAAUUAUAGUUUCUUCUUCUUCUAAAA
Messenger RNA from Fundulus heteroclitus (mummichog), 1843 nucleotides. RefSeq names its product glutamic-oxaloacetic transaminase 1, soluble (gene got1). Lineage: Eukaryota; Metazoa; Chordata; Actinopteri; Cyprinodontiformes; Fundulidae. Gene Ontology annotation, biological process: L-aspartate biosynthetic process. The transcript has 9 exons. Gene Ontology annotation, molecular function: L-aspartate:2-oxoglutarate transaminase activity; pyridoxal phosphate binding. Bases 76 to 1308 code for a protein of 410 amino acids. Gene Ontology annotation, cellular component: cytosol. The record is from RefSeq and is a predicted model, not a curated record.